Molecule: messenger RNA, 1042 nt
Organism: Sorex fumeus (smoky shrew)
Lineage: Eukaryota; Metazoa; Chordata; Mammalia; Eulipotyphla; Soricidae
Gene: SCAMP5
Product: secretory carrier membrane protein 5
Exons: 7
Coding region: 180-887 (235 amino acids)
Biological process (GO): protein transport
Cellular component (GO): recycling endosome membrane; trans-Golgi network membrane
Source: RefSeq, a predicted model, not a curated record
GGAGCGCGCGGGCCGGGCCGGGCGCGCGCGCGUGCACGCAGCCCCGGAGCGCUCGGCCGCGGGCUCGGCGCCGCAUCGGCCGGUGCAGCGCAGCGCGGCGCGGUGCCUCCGGGCCGGCCAGCUCCAGCGGCCGUUGAGGACAAAGAGGUGUGAGCCCCCCCGGGCCAGCUGGUGCCACCAUGGCGGAGAAAGUGAACAACUUCCCCCCGUUGCCCAAGUUCAUCCCUCUGAAGCCAUGUUUCUACCAAGACUUCGAGGCUGACAUCCCUCCACAGCACCUCAGCAUGACCAAGCGUCUCUACUACCUCUGGAUGCUGAACAGCGUCACGCUGGCCGUGAACCUGGUGGGCUGCCUCGCGUGGCUGAUCGGAGGCGGGGGAGCCACCAACUUUGGCCUCGCCUUUCUCUGGCUCAUCCUCUUCACACCCUGCUCCUACGUCUGCUGGUUUCGGCCCAUUUACAAGGCCUUCAAGACCGACAGCUCCUUCAGUUUCAUGGCGUUCUUCUUCACCUUCAUGGCUCAGAUGGUCAUUAGCAUCAUCCAGGCUGUGGGCAUCCCCGGCUGGGGUGUCUGCGGCUGGAUCGCCACCAUCUCCUUCUUCGGCACGAACGUCGGCUCGGCCGUGGUGAUGCUCAUCCCCACCGUCAUGUUCACGGUCGUGGCCGUCUUCUCCUUCAUUGCCCUCAGCAUGGUCCAUAAGUUCUACCGGGGCAGUGGGGGGAGUUUCAGCAAGGCGCAGGAGGAGUGGACCACAGGGGCAUGGAAGAACCCGCACGUGCAGCAGGCGGCCCAGAACGCGGCCAUGGGUGCGGCCCAGGGCGCCAUGAGCCAGCCACAGACGCAGUACUCCGCCACCCCCAACUACACCUACUCCAACGAGAUGUGAGCUGCCCGCGCCCGCCUGGAGGCCCGGCCGGGUGCCGAGAGCCAGUGGGGGGCUCCGGCCACAUCCUCUCUUGUGACCAAGCAGGGUUCCCCUUUCCUUCCUCUCCUCCCCCCACUUUGUACAAAGAAUCAGAGUUCUAUAUAUAUAUGUACAUA